Messenger RNA from Saccharomycodes ludwigii, 1485 nucleotides. RefSeq lists its product as uncharacterized. Bases 1 to 1485 code for a protein of 494 amino acids. Lineage: Eukaryota; Fungi; Ascomycota; Saccharomycetes; Saccharomycodales; Saccharomycodaceae. Gene Ontology annotation, cellular component: endoplasmic reticulum; Golgi apparatus. The record is from RefSeq and is a predicted model, not a curated record. Gene Ontology annotation, biological process: phosphoenolpyruvate transmembrane import into Golgi lumen. The transcript has a single exon. Gene Ontology annotation, molecular function: antiporter activity; phosphoenolpyruvate transmembrane transporter activity.
AUGACAACAACAUUCUCUAUUACUUCACAUUCAAACUAUUUUAAAAUUACUAUUGUAUGUCUUACCUGGUAUGUAUUAAGUUCUUAUGGGGCUCAAGUAACUAAAACCAUUUUGACACAAUUUCCUUUCCCAUUAUUCUUGGGAGAAUUUCAAUUUUUAUACAUCAGUUUUCUGGCAAGUGUUGUUUGCUUCAUUGCUUAUUACUUUCCAAGUUUUUAUUAUUUAUUUCCCGAAGGUACUUUCCCAUUAUAUCAUCCAUCAGAUAAUUGUAUCAAUAACUACGACAUCGAAGACGGUGAUAUCGAGAAAAAUCCAUAUUUUCACACCAAAAAUAAUCUUCCUAACAAUAUCAAAAAUGUCAUUGUUAAACCAUCCAAGAGGCUUUUUAUUACCGUUCUGCCCUUGGGAUUAUUCCAAUUUGUUGGUAAAUUUUUUGGCCAUAAAGCUACAAGUUUGGUCCCAGUGUCAACUGUGGCUGGCGUUAAAACUUUGUCACCAGUAUUUGUUGUUUUAGGCCAAGUUUUACUAACCAAGUGUGCUGGCCAAAACUAUUAUAAAAACAUUUCCAAGUAUAAUUCCAUUAAACUGAACUAUGGGAUUCUAGUUAGCUUAUUCUUAAUUAUUACAAGUGUUUGGACUAUCAUCACCUUUGACUCUAAAAAUGUUAGUGAAAAAAUUCAUGAUGUGGCUAUAUCCAUAGUUGACGCACCACCUUCCACUUCUGCUUCUUCACAAGAUGGGAAAGACCCAGUGAAGGUAUCCAUCAUUCCAAGCAUGGAAAAUAUCACGUCUAGUCUUAUUUCUGUGGCGAACUCUGAGAAAAAUUCAUUAAGAGAAACCAUUAAUUCAGCUUUACUAGAGACUAAGAUGACUCCUGGUGUUGUUUAUGCUACCGUAUCCAUGCUAAUUUUUGUCUUACAAAACAUUUAUGCCAAAUCGGUCUUUACAUAUAAGUCAACAUCGCAUGUUGACGACCAAGUUGGCAACAUUUUGUUACCUGAUAAAAUAGAUAUCAUUCAAAGUAGUGCUAGUAAUCACAACAAUAAUCCUGAUACCUUACUGCCUGUAUUCAAACCAAGACAAGUAAAGCAACAUUAUUCUAAAUCUAUCGGUAACAACACCAAUAAUAACUACCCCAAAUAUGAUAAAAUGACAUUGAUGAUUUACAUAUCGGUAGUUGGUUUUUUCUUAUCAUCAGUUUGGUUUUUAACUUUAGAAUUUUCUCAAAUCGCAAAAAAAGAUAAUAUAGAAAUCCCAUGGAAAUUAUUAUUUGUGAAUGGAUCGUUACAUUUUUUACAAGCAAUGAUUGUUUAUUAUUUAUUAGGUGAAAUAUCGACAUUAUCAUAUUCAAUUGCGAAUUUAAUGAAAAAGAUCAUUGUAAUUAUAGUUAGCUGGUUUAUUACAUCCAGUAGCGUAUCGUAUUUACAGGUAGUGGGAUUAUUGUUGAAUGGUUUAGGUUUAUUGAUGUAUAAUCGUUAUAAAUAA